AUGGCUACAACUCUGGACAUCAUUGACCACUCUCCUCAUCAUCCCGACCCGUCACCUCCUAUCCCUACCGCUUCGAACCUUAUCCUCAUAGACAACUAUGACUCCUUCACCUGGAAUGUAUAUCAAUACCUCGUCCUUGAGGGCGCCAAAGUUACCGUAUACCGGAACGACCAAAUCACUCUCGACGAGUUGAUAGCCAAGAAACCCACCCAGCUUGUCGUCAGCCCCGGUCCGGGUCACCCUAGCUCCGACUCUGGAGUAAGUCGAGAUGCUAUUAGGCACUUUGCAGGAAAGAUCCCAAUAUUUGGGGUUUGUAUGGGCCAGCAGUGUAUUUUCGAAGUCUACGGUGGUGACGUAAAGUCCGCCGGAGAAAUCCUUCACGGCAAGACCUCGCCAUUGGCCCACGAUUCUAAGGGAGUAUAUGCGGGAAUGGCACAAAGUCUUCCUGUGACAAGAUAUCACUCCCUUGCGGGCACACAUGUCACUCUACCCGAGUGCCUUGAGGUCACCUCCUGGAUACCCAAGGACGAUGGCUCAAAAGGUGUUAUAAUGGGCGUGCGUCACAAGGAGUAUACGGUCGAAGGCGUCCAGUUCCACCCCGAGAGUAUUCUGUCGGCAGAUGGUCGGGUUAUGAUCAAGAAUUUCUUGCGUAUGCAAGGGGGUACUUGGGCUGACAAUGAGCAGCUACAAAAAGAGUCGCAGGCUAACGGUGUCGCGAAGAGUAUGACAACAGCGGCCCCGAAGAAGAAUAACAUAUUACAACAGAUAUAUGCUCGUCGAAAGGAGGCAGUGGCAGCCCAGAAGAAGAUCCCGUCACAACGUUUAAGUGAUCUUGAGGCUGCGUACGAACUUAACGCCGCCCCCCCUCAGAUACCGUUUGUUGACCGCCUACGUCAAACCCCGUUCGAUGUCUCCCUUAUGGCCGAGAUUAAACGAGGCUCGCCCUCGAAAGGUAUCUUUGCCCUUGAAAUCGAUGCGCCAUCGCAGGCGAAGAAGUACGCUCUGGCAGGGGCUAGCGUCAUCUCCGUGCUCACGGAGCCAGAUUGGUUCAAGGGUAGCAUCGAAGAUCUCCGUGCCGUACGGCAAGUAUUAGACAGUAUGCCCAACCGGCCUGCGGUGCUCCGAAAGGAAUUCAUAUUCGAGGAAUACCAGAUCCUAGAGGCACGACUCGCUGGUGCCGACACGGUCCUCCUUAUUGUCAAGAUGCUCGACGUAGAGCUACUCACGCGCCUAUACAAGUAUUCUCUUUCCUUGGGAAUGGAGCCCCUGGUCGAAGUCCAGAACGCAGAGGAGAUGAAAACGGCGGUGGAACUGGGCGCCAAGGCCAUCGGCGUCAACAACCGCAACCUUGAGUCCUUUGAGGUUGACCUCAGCACUACUAGCAGACUACGCAGUCUCGUGCCAAAGGAGACUAUCAUAUGCGCUCUCAGCGGUAUCAACACUCACGAAGACGUGGUUACCAACCAUAAGGACGGCGUUAACGCUAUCCUAGUGGGCGAGGCUAUUAUGCGUGCCCCCGACGCAUCGCAGUUCAUCCAGCAGCUCUGCGCGGGCCAAGUAACCGCCCAGCAGAAACCUAAACCUAAGCCACUCCUUGUCAAGAUCUGCGGCACGCGUACUCCUGAGGGUGCGCUAGCUGCCGCUGAAGCCGGCGCGGACCUAAUCGGCAUGAUCCUCGUGCCAGGACGAAAGCGUACCGUAAACGACGACGCUGCGAAGGCUAUUUCCAGAACAGUCCAAGACUUCUCCCGAUCCAAUUCAUCAACUUCCUCUACGACGUCCAUAUCUAGCAAUGCCGCAAGCGACUUCUUCACCUCAGCAUCCCGCAAACUUACUCUUCCUAACCGCCCCCUACUUGUUGGCGUGUUCCAGAACCAACCCCUGGACGAAAUCCUCGAGUUGCAGAAACGUUACUCCCUCGACGUCGUACAGCUUCAUGGCCGCGAGCCGAUCGAGUGGGCACGCGCGAUCCCUGUACCCGUACUACGGCGCUUCUCGCCCGGUGAGCCAGGGCUGGGCGCUCGCGGAUAUCACGCCGCGCCCCUAUUCGACUCAGGGUCCGGAUCGGGGCAGUUACUUGACGGCGUCGACGUAAAAGCAGCGCUAGCGAAGGACCAGGAACUACGAAUCGUGUUGGCAGGUGGCCUAGCGCCGGAGAACGUAGGAGACGUAAUCUCUGCCGCCGGCGAAGAUGGUAGCCGGAUCAUCGGCGUUGAUGUAAGCAGUGGUGUUGAGGGUUCAGAUGGCCAGCAGAGUUUAGACCGGAUACGAGAUUUCGUUACGAGGGCAAAGGCUAUUAGGUAG
Messenger RNA from Daldinia childiae, 2304 nucleotides. Its product is annotated as Multifunctional tryptophan biosynthesis protein. Gene Ontology annotation, molecular function: indole-3-glycerol-phosphate synthase activity; phosphoribosylanthranilate isomerase activity; anthranilate synthase activity. Bases 1 to 2304 code for a protein of 767 amino acids. Gene Ontology annotation, biological process: L-tryptophan biosynthetic process. Gene Ontology annotation, cellular component: cytosol. NCBI's taxonomy places the organism in Eukaryota, Fungi, Ascomycota, Sordariomycetes, Xylariales, Hypoxylaceae. The transcript is spliced from 2 exons. The record is from RefSeq and is a predicted model, not a curated record.